ACGAAGUGAACGCGACAUGUUCGAGACUACUGCAGAAUAUUACGCGGAUAGUAUACUGUAUCCAAUAUUAUCAAAAAAAAUGGCAGCUUUGUUACCGAAAGAUACGAUACUCGUCGACAUAUUACCGACAGUGCCGCAAAAUGAUUUUCAGUUGAUCAUACCAAAUUCGCUGGAGUCAACGAUGACGUUGAUUUCUCUGUAUAAACGCGGCCAGAAGCAUACCAUACAAGACUUUUUAGAAGGAAUCGGAGAUCUUUAUAAUGUAGGACUUCAGCCACAGGUUGCACGUUUGUAUCCGCCAGUUCAAUUUCCUGUUAGUCGCGGAACACCAAUGAUAUCUCCUCUCAUUAGAUGGGAUCACUCUGAGGAUUAUUACUUAUACCAUUAUAAAGGCGAAAAUAGAAUUUUCGACAAGGAAAGAGUCAUCACUAUUAAAACCAGUGACGAAGACUUUGAAUACAUGUCUGGUCACAUAAUCGAUGGGAGAAAUUUGUUACCGGCUAUGGGUUACCUUUACGAAAUUUGGAAUACAAUUGGCUUGUUGAAAGGCAUUGAUCAUAGGAGUAUACCGAUUGUAUUUGAAAAUGUUAAGUUCCUACGUGCUACUCACCUAUCGAAAAAAGACGAAGUGGAAUUAACUCUUGUGAUCCAAGGAUGUAGUGAUAAUUUCGAGAUUAUAGAGGGAGGCAAUGUGAUCGUCAGUGGAGUUGUGAGGGUGCCUGAUGAUGUUGCGAAUGAGAAAAUACCUGUCCAGUUCCUAUCUAAGGAUGACAAUGCUGAGGAAUACAUGAACACUUCAGAUAUUUACAAGGAACUACGACUUCGGGGCUAUCAAUAUAGAGACUUGUUUCGCUCAUUGAAGAGCGCCUCAAUUAAUGGGAGCGUAGGGCAUAUCAAGUGGUCGACGAAAUGGGUGUCGUUUAUGGACAAUAUGUUACAAAUGAAAAUUCAGUCGCUCGACUCGAGAAAUCUUUACGUACCGACUCAAAUUCGCAAUUAG
Messenger RNA from Harpegnathos saltator (Jerdon's jumping ant), 1000 nucleotides. Its product is annotated as fatty acid synthase-like. Gene Ontology annotation, biological process: fatty acid biosynthetic process. The transcript has 3 exons. Gene Ontology annotation, molecular function: fatty acid synthase activity. NCBI's taxonomy places the organism in Eukaryota, Metazoa, Arthropoda, Insecta, Hymenoptera, Formicidae. The record is from RefSeq and is a predicted model, not a curated record. Bases 17 to 1000 code for a protein of 327 amino acids.